UCAUCUGAAAAAAAUAUUCCUACUGCAUUGGGGACAUUGUAUUAGUUAAUACAUGUAUAGUAAUGUGAGGAUUACAUGAAUUGGUGAUUGUGAAAAGCAUUAAGAACCAUGCCUUACAGAGAGUACUCUAAGAGUCAGCUCUUUCUAAAGGUAGGGGAAAAGUUUUGGAUCAUUUUGGUAUCAAAGGAUACAUCAUCCGUUACUCAAUUCCCUAAGUCCAUAAGAUAAAAACGAGUUUGUUUUGUUUUGUUUCAGGAAUAGCAUAGCUACUCCCCAGUUCCGAAGUAAAAAGAAAAUUUUUCUUGAGAGGUCUUCAUAUAAAGAAGACACUAAUAAUAUGUACAGUGACGUUGAGGGCACCCAUGUGGAUGUCACUCUUUAUCCAAGCCUAGACCUGUCUCAUUAGAGAUUGUCCCAGGUGCUUGCUGCCCUUUGCCCGUCAGAUGAAGCCAUUUUACUGUCUUGAGCCGGUGAUCAGGAUCCUGUCUACGUUCCCCCUCCUAUCCUUUCUCUAGGGAAUCAUUCUUGCUCACUUUUUAUGUCCAUCAGUCUUUGUCUUCCCUGGUCAUCCCUUUGUCUUCACAGUGACAUACGCAGGACAAAUUAUGCUGAGUGCCACUGGGUCCCAAAGUCCAUUUAGUAGUAGAUUGUACAGUUGUAAUAUGAAAUGCCUGUGGGGCUAAGAUUUGCCAUUUAUGUCUUUGGGAUGGAAUCAGGCUUCCAUCAUGGUAGUUGAAUCCUGUAGAGUCUCUGUGAGAGCCUGUGUACAGCAGGAGUCUCAAGGUCUUGGCUCAUCUCUUCUGCUUAGAGUAAAGCCAGACAGAAUUGCCUUCUGGCCCUGUUAGAGGAGUGCCAACAGUAAUGGCUUAUAGCCCACAGGUGGCCAUGGGCUUAUUUAAAAAGUCUCUGGCUGAGAGUCAGCAAUUACUUUUUUUGUUGGUUAAAUACAGUUAUCUUACAGUCAGCUGUGCUGAGUGUUAGAAUUGACACCUCUUAAGAAACUUGAGGAACCUAAUAAGGACAGGUGGGAGAAUAGAUGACCCCCAGACUUCUCUAGAAACCUAUAUUGUCUAGUAUUUUGUAGUUUAGUGCUUUCCGGGUUACAUCAUUUGAUGAAGGCGUGCAUUGUUAUUCCCAUACUUGACUGGCUCAAGUUUAUAAAACAAGUGGCUAACUUGAUCGGAAUCACAAAAAGUACCUAAAUGUUUAUCAAACAGUAUUUAAGGAUCUCAAUGCAAAUAAUGCUACUUAGGGAACGUACAAUGCUAAGAGAACCACCAUCUUCUAGGAAUAAGCAUUCAUGAUGAACUUACUUCAGAUUGUGCGUGACCACUGGGUACAUAUACUUGUCCCUGUGGGAUUUGUCGUUGGAUGUUACCUAGACAGAAAGAAUGAUGAAAAGCUAAUUGCCUUCCGGAACAAGAGUCUGUUAUAUAAAAGGGAAUUAAGACCCAGUGAAGAAGUCACCUGGAAGUAAAGGUUGCUGCUGAAUUACAGAAUGUUCACAGUUUUUAAAUUAUAAGAGAAAUAAAAACACAUUCAUUACUUAA
Delphinapterus leucas (beluga whale) is the source of this 1550-nucleotide messenger RNA. RefSeq names its product NADH:ubiquinone oxidoreductase subunit B1 (gene NDUFB1). Lineage: Eukaryota; Metazoa; Chordata; Mammalia; Artiodactyla; Monodontidae. The record is from RefSeq and is a predicted model, not a curated record. Gene Ontology annotation, cellular component: mitochondrion; respiratory chain complex I.